UCAUACACUUGUGUGAGCUCGCUUCCAAAUCAAAUUUAAUUAUCCUGAAUCCGAAACUCAAGGUUCUAAUAAGCGUUGCGUGUGCGGUGUUAAACUAAUGCGAAAGUAAUCAAAGUCGAAUGCAUUAAAGCGACGCGGCUGGAAGUCAAUAAAAAUAAACUACAUAAAAGCAACUUGCGGUCCCGGAAAUAAUGUCAACCACUGCCGAUCCCGUGGCUUUGGGGGUAAAGUCCCCCGUGGAGGAGGCCUUGGUGGUCAAAACCACCACAACGGUGGCCAAUGCGAUUGCCAAGACAGUGGCCGUAAUUAGCAGUACGGUCUCUAGUAGCUCCACAACUGGCGCCACCUCCACACCCACACCCACUUUCUCCUCCUCGACCACCUCCACCUCCACGCCCACGCCCACUCCCAUCCAAUCAUCAUCCCCCACUUUGGAAAAUGCUGGAGAGGAGAAACUCAGCGUGAAGGAUUUGAGCCAGGCCCUGCAGCAUUUCGGCAUUGUUGAUUACAUGGUCUUCAUCGCCAUGUUGGCGGUUUGCGCCGUUAUCGGCUUCUAUUUCGGCUUUAUCGAAAAGAAGCAGAAGAAGCAGAAGCUGGCCGACAAGGAUGGAGGGGCGGCGGGCGUCGAGGAGAGGCGUGGCUCGGAGGCGUUGGACUACCUGGUGGGUGGACGCCAAAUGAAAGUGUUUCCGGUCGCGCUGUCACUUGUGGCAAGCUUUGUGUCCGGAAUUUCGCUCCUGGGAACUUCGACGGAAAUCUAUGUGUACGGGACGCAGUACGCCUUUAUCCUGGUUACCCUGGCCAUCUCGGGAGCCAUUUCGUGGUACAUUUUCCUGCCGGUGUUCUGCAAUCUCCAGCUGACAUCCACCUAUGAGUAUUUCGAGUUGCGCUUUAACAAAUCGGUUCGUCUGCUGGGCUCCGCCUUUUUCACGGUUGCAAAUCUAAUUUGGCUGCCCAUUGUCAUCUAUGUCCCAGCUUUAGCCUUUAAUCAAGUUACUGGCAUUAAUAUACAUAUCAUCACGCCAAUCGUUUGCUUGGUCUGCAUAUUCUACACAACGGCCGGGGGUCUGAAGGCCGUUGUCUGGACAGAUGUGAUCCAAACCGUCAUUAUGAUAGGCGCGGUGGUCUUUGUCAUCAUCAAGGGCACCUACGAUGUGGGCGGUCUGGGCGUGGUUAUUCAGAGGAAUUUCGACAGCGGACGAAUCGAGUGGCCUGAAUUCACGUUCGAUCCCAAAGUUCGCAUGUCAAUGUUGGCCUUGGUUGUGGGCAGUGUUGGCCACAACACUUACCAAUUCGGCUGCAAUCAGAUGAUGACCCAACGCUACAUGUCUCUUCCUGGUGUUAAACAGAUGGCUCAUACAUCAUUUAUUUUCGUUUUUGGAUUGAUCCUUUUAUAUGGACUAUGCAUUUAUAACGGUCUUCUUCUUUAUGCAACUUACUUCGACUGCGAUCCAUUGACCACAAAGUUGGCAGCGGCUAAGGAUCAGUUGGUUCCCCUGCUCGUGGUCCAAUCCAUGACCUCUUUCCCCGGAGUUCCCGGCAUGUUUGUUGCCGGAGUGUUUAGUGCCGCCCUCAGUUCCCUGUCUACGGGUAUGAAUUCACUGGCCGCAGUUUUCCUGGAGGACUACAUUAGACCCCUGAGGAAAAAACCCCUCACCGAGCACCAAACCGCUGUCACCAUGCGUGUCUGCACUGUGAUCAUUGGGGUCGUAAGUGUGGCUCUGGUUUUCGUGGUUGAACGGAUGGGCUCCCAUGUGAUGCAGCUGGCCAUUACCAUUGGUUCAGUGGUCCAGGGUCCGCUUCUGGCACUCUUUUCUAUGGGCCUGCUUUGCCCCAGCAUCAACUCAAAAAGCGCCAUUGUGGGAUCCCUUGUUUCGUUCUUCUUCAUGGGCUGGCUAAGUCUUUCGGCUCAAGUUGCCAUAAACUCUGGGGAAAUUUAUUCCGAGACAAAGCCGGUCAGCAUCGACGGCUGUGAUUAUGAGUUCGACCGUUCUCUGGUGACUCCAGCCAAUGCCACCUUCCUGAGUGAAGAAUCUGCGAAUCUCAGUUUCGCCGAGCAGCUUUACCACAUAUCCUUCAUGUUCUACACGGUUAUGGGGGGUACAGUGGGUGUGAUAGUCGGACAUCUGGCUGGUUUUAUCUUUGGCCGCAAUGAACGCGGUGACGUGGAAGAUGAAUUGCUUUCGCCCUGCACGCGCAGAUCUAAGUCCAUGUAUUCCAGCGUAAAUCUGAACGAGAACUCGAUUAAAAGUCCCAAUGAGAAAUCAUAGAGCAUUUUUUAGCUACUUUCGUUCUACUAACAUAAUUUGUAAUAUCGUUUUUGAUAUUGAAAAUAUUAUUACAUUUUAAAUAAUAGAUUAAUUGGUGUCCUCUAAAAUUUUCAUUCAAUUUAAUUCUAAGCUGACUUUUUGGAUUUAUAUGUACUUAACAAUAAACAUUUUUUGCUUGUU
Drosophila rhopaloa is the source of this 2450-nucleotide messenger RNA. Its product is annotated as sodium-coupled monocarboxylate transporter 1. Gene Ontology annotation, cellular component: membrane. Lineage: Eukaryota; Metazoa; Arthropoda; Insecta; Diptera; Drosophilidae. Gene Ontology annotation, biological process: transmembrane transport; sodium ion transport. The record is from RefSeq and is a predicted model, not a curated record. Gene Ontology annotation, molecular function: symporter activity.